Molecule: messenger RNA, 4089 nt
Organism: Musca vetustissima
Lineage: Eukaryota; Metazoa; Arthropoda; Insecta; Diptera; Muscidae
Product: HEAT repeat-containing protein 1 homolog
Exons: 2
Biological process (GO): maturation of SSU-rRNA from tricistronic rRNA transcript (SSU-rRNA, 5.8S rRNA, LSU-rRNA); positive regulation of transcription by RNA polymerase I
Cellular component (GO): t-UTP complex; 90S preribosome; small-subunit processome
Molecular function (GO): snoRNA binding
Source: RefSeq, a predicted model, not a curated record
GUGACAAAGUUUUGAAUCGAUUGAAUUAUAUACCUAUGCAAUUGUUUUGCGAUUUCUUGUUGGCCCUAACCAAGCAUACCAAUUUGGAAAAACUCUCUAUGUGCUCCUGGGAAGGAUUGAAAAAUUCUGAGUUGGAAUAUUUCCUGACAGUAUUUGAAUUUGUGGCCGAUAAAUCGUUCAGUUUGGAUAAUGAACAGACAGAGUGGUCUAAAAUAUUGAAGGAAUUGUUUGAUUCGGUCUUUAAAAGUCCUCUGCAAAAACUCACUUUCUUAAUUGAUUUCUAUGUGUAUGAAGAACAUGCAACUGUUGCAGAAUAUCCGGUGUUACGCGUGAGAGCUUUCCAACUUGUCCAAAGUUUGUUGAAAAAUAACAAUAACCUGAAAUUAGAAGCUCUACAUAUUUUCAAAAUUACCAUUGCUUUAUUAAGUUCAUCACAAGUUGUGCGUUCGGAAGCCCUGGCAACAUUGAAAGUUUUACUGAAUGAAACCUCUACAGUUGAUUGGGAAUUGGAAUUCUUCGUGAAAUCAGUUCUUGAACGUUCGGAAGAGAUAUCAAUGGAUUCAGAACAAUAUCCCUUGAUUUUGUACGGCCUUUUGAAAGGCGGUGAAAAUAAGCAGACAAUUACAAUGGGUUCCAAGAUAUUGAAAGGCAUUUUAGCCAUAUUUGGCAAACACGAGUCUUUAGAACAAGCAGUGUUUGUUGAAAAACUCCUACGCAUUAUAGUUCACAUCAGUGAUGAUACAGAAAUUAUUAAAAGCGUAGUGCCUUUGGCCUCAAGGGCUUUGCAGCUCUUUACAUUGGAUCAGUCAUUGCAACAUUUGAAGGAACCAUAUGCUUCAAUUGUCCGCUUAGUCCUAGAACGCUUUAAUACCUCAUACAUUGAAGAUGUUUUGCUGAAAAUUGUAUGGUAUUCCUCGAUAGCGAAGAUGGACUGAAAAUCAGUUACCUGUGUUUUCUUGGAGUCUCUAGACGAAUUUAGCUUCGAGAAAAUGCCAUCGAAAUACAAAAACCAGUUCUUGUUAUUGCUCAUCAAGACUUUGGCUAUCGCUGAGAACGAUAGCAUUUUCUUGGCAGCAAAUAAACUGUUGAAAAAAUGUACCGUUAACUGCGAACCGUUGCAUGAAAUCAUUCAUAAUAUGUACAAGGCUUGUUUGGAUAGUAGCAAGUCGUCAACACCUCGUCGUGGCGCCAAUAAACGUGAAACGAUGCAAUCACCAGUGUUGCAUGUCAGUGGUCUCGAGUGGAAAAAGGGUGUGGUGUUAAUGGAAAUUUUGGAAAAUAAAAAGAAACUAGAAAAUUGUACCGUCUUAAUACCGCCUCUUUUCGAAUUGCUCAAUUGUUGCUUGGCGGUGGAGGAGCAAACAACCGUCGAAUAUACCAAACAAUUGGUAUUGUCUGCAUUGCUCAAUUGCUGCCAAAAGGCAACAGAGGAUAAUGUUAAUUUGCAGACUGCACUACCAAAGACAUUCCGUGUGGACCAAAUUGUACAGUGCCUUCGAGCUUCGCAAAAUCCCCAAACCCAUCACAAUGCUUUGCUUUUGUUGUCCCAUUGUGCCGCUCUAUUUCCUCAACAGGUACUACACAAUAUAGUGGACAUAUUUACAUUUAUGGGUUCUUCGGUGGUGCGCCAUGAUGAUGCCUUUAGUUUCCACAUUAUCAACGAUAUCAUUGUAUCCAUUGUGCCCAUAUUGGUAAAGGACAAAACCGCUGUCAUACCUGUGCUCAAAGUCUUCUCCGAUAUAAUGCUCGACGUUCCCGAACACCGACGUUUGCCGUUGUACACCAAACUAAUAAAGACCUUGGGAUCCGUCGAUCACCUUUGGAUGUUUUUAUGCGUGGUUUUCGAAGCGCAUGUAAUUGACGAUGAAAAACAAAGAAUGUUACAAAAGAAAUCGGCAAAACCUUCAGUAGCAUCGGCCGAUCAAAUGUCUAAGCGGAUUGAAAUUGUCCUCGAGCUAAGUAAUACCUUUGCUCCCGACGAGAUAUUGGAAACCUGCAUUCAGCUGAUGAAAUAUACUGCAGAGUUACCCAUGCAAAAGCAAGAAAAAUCUGAAAGGAAAUCACUUACUAACGCCGACAAUCAUGAGGCCAGUCUAUUUGAUGUGAAUGCUCGCUCGGCCAAACAGCUAAGGCAUUAUAAAUACGUUAUUAUGCAAUUCCUUUCGGCUAUCACAUCUUCUGACGAGUUCCUAAAGAAAAUAGCAAAGCUAACGGAUGAAGAAAUUUUGGAAAUGAAAUCCUACUAUCAGAAACUUAUUAUACGCAUACUCUCCUAUGUACCCAAUGUGACAUCAGCCAUUGAAAAGGCCGAGGAGGCAUCGUUGCAAAAAUUCUGGAAAGUUAUACUUCAUCAUCUGCACGAUGUUUUGGACAAUUCAAUAUCUCUGCUAUCGGCUGAAAUGUUUUUAGUUGUCGUCAAUGGCCUAAUGCACCAUCAACUGUUGUCCAUACGUAAAAAGGUCAUCGAACUUUUGAUUAGUAAACUACAGCAAAGAGAUGGCUUCUUUGAUUAUGUGGAUUCCGAACACUUUGAUAAUCUGCUGCAACCGUUGUCGGAAAUUAUAAACGGUAUUUUGGUGCGUGAUGAGAGCGUUGACCCAGCCCAUCAAAAUGAAUUGAUCUUUUUGCAACAGACAGCUUUAAUAGCAAUUAAACUCUUAUCGAAGACGUUCGCCAUUAAACAUAUUCCUGAAUUUAAGGAAAUUUUGACAACACUCACGAAAAUUACCCGACAGCGCACAGCCAUUUCAAAAAUUGUUCUGGCUACGGUGGUUUUGACGAUGAUUGAAAUCUCUUCCAAUUUGAAGGCACACUCUAUAGCUCAUUUACCCAAAUUUAUGCCUCAACUCAUUGAAAUAUUGCAAGAUCACGCGGAAUUAGUUCGUCAACAGCCACCAGAUAAUAUUUGUGUGGCCAUUGUAACUGGUAUGCAAAAACUUUUUGAAACUCUACCAUUGUUCCUGGGCCCCUAUAUUGUGGAUAUUAUUACUGCACUCAGUUCAAUCGGUACACGCAUUAGAGCGCAGAAUAAUGAAAAGGAUCAACGAUCGAGCACAACCCUACAGAAAAUUACAAUAAUUUGGUCAAAAAUAGCAACUGAUUUACCAUUGCGUAUUCUUGUGCCUUCUUGUGACAAGGCCUAUGCCCGCUUAAUGACAACCAAGAAUUAUGCUGAUAUAAGCGUACUUAUGAAACUUCUGCAUCAGGCCAUUGCACAUGCAGAAAAUAAAGACCUGACGGCAGUGCAUUCGGAAUUAAGCACCAUGUUUAUGCAGGCUUUAGAAUUCCGAUUACUACUAAAGGAUUCUAAUGUAGAUGGAGAUGUUGUUAGCAAAACUGAAACUACAAUCGUCGAGGCCUUUGUUGCUUGGGUAUUGAAGCUAUCGGAAAGUUCAUUUAGGCCCUUGUACCACAAACUUUACAAUUGGGCAUUCCAGCAUGACCAGCCUCAGAAGGAGACCAUGUUAACCUAUUUCUUACUCACACAAAAAAUAGGCGAGUCAUUGAAGUCAUUGUUUGUACUUUUUGCCAGCGAAUUUAUCGAAGAUGCUGCCCGUCUAUUAGAUGAAUGUAAUGCCCUCAAGACGGAAAUACCAAGCAACGAGGAACCGCUAAUAACUCAACUACUAAAGACCAUACUGGCUACCCUGUACAAUAUUUUCUUAUAUGAUAGCAAGGAAUUUGUAAAUGCCCAACGAUUUGAAUAUCUUAUGCCCGCAAUUGUUGAUCAAUUGGAAAAUCGUUUAGUUCUGGAAGAUGAAAGUCUGCAAGCAGUGCUCGGACAAUGUAUAGCUCAACUUGCUGUUGAUGUGUCAAGUGACGUUAUGUGGAAACAACUAAAUUAUCAAGUUUUGCUUAAGACACGUACGACUGUUCCCGAAGUCCGUAUAUUUGCCUUUAAUUGCUGCGUUGAGAUUGCACGCAAAUUGGGCGAAGAUUUUACUCCAUUGCUACCCGAAACAGUACCAUUCAUUUCAGAACUGUUUGAAGACGAAAAUCCUCGAGUGGAGAAGAAUACUAGAAAAUCGGUACAAGAAUUGGAGGUUAUUUUAGGUGAAUCUUUACAAAAAUAUUUGUAAUUAAUUUUUU